This is a messenger RNA of Rosa rugosa (rugosa rose), 1579 nucleotides long. RefSeq names its product sodium/calcium exchanger NCL-like. Lineage: Eukaryota; Viridiplantae; Streptophyta; Magnoliopsida; Rosales; Rosaceae. Gene Ontology annotation, molecular function: calcium:proton antiporter activity; calcium ion binding. Gene Ontology annotation, biological process: calcium ion transmembrane transport; intracellular calcium ion homeostasis. The coding region runs from base 1 to 1392 and encodes 463 amino acids. Gene Ontology annotation, cellular component: membrane. The record is from RefSeq and is a predicted model, not a curated record. The transcript has 7 exons.
AUGGAGUAUCCGGACUUUCUGGGAGUAGAUCAGGUUUCUGUUGGCAUGGGCUUGCUAGCUGGUUCGACUAUAAUGCUCAUAACAGUAGUAUGGGGUUCAUGUGUUUUUAUUGGCAAGUGCGAUAUUGAGAAUAAUGUUGCCAUUAUUGAGAAUAAUGUUGCCAUAGAUAACAAAGAUACUAAAGGGUUGAGCUUAACAGGUAGAAAAUCACAUGUUCCGUUUGGAUCCAUCUAUGGUUCUGGUGUCACUACUGAUACCCUGACUAGCUAUUCUGCAAUAAUUAUGGCUGUAUCUGUCAUCCCAUUUAUUGUUGCACAGCUCCUCAGUUCCACCUAUUUAAGACAGUUGGCAAUUUUAAUCGGACUAGUUCUUUCUCUUGCACUAUUGAUUUCGUACUGCAUGUAUCAGGUAUUUGAGCCAUGGAUCCAGAGGAGACGCCUUGCUUAUGCAAAGCACAAGCAUGUUAUAUCAGGACUUCUUAAACAUCUAAAGAAGCGUGCAUUGGGAAAGCUCCUUGACGAAAACGGCAUAGUCAAUGAAGCUGUUAUAUACAAGUUAUUUGACACAAUUGAUACGGACAGCAAUAAACAUCUUUCACUUGCUGAGUUGAGAGCACUGAUGGUUGGAAUCCGGUUUGAUGAAAUAGAGUUGGAUAAGGAUGAUGCUGUAGAUAAAGUGAUGAAAGAUUUUGACACUUCUCAUGAUAGUCAGAUAUCGCGUGAAGAAUUCAAAGUUGGUGUCCAAAAAUGGCUUAAUGAGGCAAAACAUGCAGGAAACUCCACUUCUUACUCUGGUAGUCGCACUGAGAAAAUUUUAGAUGACUUCCAUGAGCAAACAAAGAAAGAGCAUCAGCUUAUUGUGAGGGGGGAAGAGCAAAGCGAUGAGGUUGUCGAGGGUGUUGAUAAUCCCAAGAAAACCUCAAUCAAAGCGGGGUUGAUGUUGUUGGCCGGAACUCUGAUUGCGGCUGCAUUUGCUGAUCCCCUGGUAGAUGCUGUUGAUAAUUUCUCAGAUGCCACAAGCAUUCCAACUUUCUUCAUUUCAUUCAUUGCACUACCUUUGGCUACUAAUUCUAGUGAGGCUGUAUCUGCGAUAAUCUUUGCCAGCCGUAAAAAGAAAAGGACUGCCUCACUAACAUUUUCUGAGUUGUAUGGUGCAGUAACCAUGAAUAACGUCCUCUGCCUAUCAGUAUUUUUGGCCCUGGUUUAUGUUAGGGGAUUAACAUGGGACUUCUCCGCUGAAGUCCUCGUCAUUGUUAUCGUUUGCGUUGUGAUGGGUGUUUUUGGCGGUUUACGCACCACCUUCCCUCUUUGGACAACGUCCAUCGCUUACCUACUUUACCCGUUCUCCCUGGUACUGGUUUAUGUUCUGGAUUAUAUUUUUGGCUGGUCAUAGACUCCGGACGUUAUAUGGAUUCAUUAUUCUCCCUGGCACUGGUUUAUGUUCUGGAUUAUUUUUGGCUGGUCAUAGACUCCGGAUGUCAUAUUGAUUCAUUAGGUUGCUCAUAGUUUUCAUUCUGUUUGUAUCCUAGAUUUCUAUGGUCUUUAAUAAUAUUACCGUUGUGAGUAGGCAUUCAGUUUCA